This is a messenger RNA of Uloborus diversus, 501 nucleotides long. Its product is annotated as zinc finger protein 821-like. NCBI's taxonomy places the organism in Eukaryota, Metazoa, Arthropoda, Arachnida, Araneae, Uloboridae. The coding region runs from base 1 to 501 and encodes 166 amino acids. The transcript is spliced from 2 exons. The record is from RefSeq and is a predicted model, not a curated record.
AUGCCUCCACCACCGAAAAAAAAAGAAGAAACAGAAGAAGAACACGCAGGAAGAUUAGAGAAAGACAGACUCAAAAAAGAAAUAGCACGUAAAGAGGAAACAGAAGAUGAGCGCAGAAGGAGAUUAGAGAUAAAUCGACUAAACAAAGAAAUUGCACGUAAAGGAGAAACUGAAGAAGAACGCGCCGGAAGAUUGGAGAAAGACAGACUUAACAAAGAAAUUGCACUUAAAGAAGAAACAGAAGAAGAACGCGCAGGAAGAUUGGAGAAAGACAGACGCAACAAAGAAAUAGCACGUAAAGAGGAAACAGAAGAUGAGCGCAGAAGGAGAUUAGAGAUAAAUCGACUAAACAAAGAAAUUGCACGUAAAGGAGAAACUGAAGAAGAACGCGCCGGAAGAUUAGAGAAAGACAGACUUAACAAAGAAAUUGCACUUAAAGAAGAAACAGAAGAAGGAACGCGCAGGAAGAUUGGGAGAAAGACAGACGCAACAAAGAAAUAG